This is a messenger RNA of Hevea brasiliensis (rubber tree), 1741 nucleotides long. RefSeq names its product probable arabinosyltransferase ARAD1. Lineage: Eukaryota; Viridiplantae; Streptophyta; Magnoliopsida; Malpighiales; Euphorbiaceae. The transcript has 4 exons. The record is from RefSeq and is a predicted model, not a curated record. The coding region runs from base 148 to 1449 and encodes 433 amino acids. Gene Ontology annotation, molecular function: glycosyltransferase activity.
AAGCAAGGCUCUGCUUUUUAUUCCUUGUUGUCUCCUCAAUAUAGGUAAACGGAUAGCCAUUAGAACUAAAGCGACGUAUUAGCAGCUAGAGAGUACUAAAAACGACACCCAAACAACAGCAACGGCAAUGGCAAGAAAUCUUCCAAAAUGUAUUGGAAAGUGAUUUUCUCUAUAGGAUUUCCCUUCCUCCUGGUGUUCUCCUACUCCAUCUUUAUUGGGACCGUUGAUUUCAGAUCAUACUUCUUUCCUGGCAUCCAACAGUCGCCGGCCAGUGCACGCUCGGUGUGUGCAACCCGGCCUCCUCUUAAGGUUUACAUGUACGACCUUCCGCGGAGAUUCCACGUGGGGAUGAUGGAUCACAAGAGCAGGAUUAAUGAUGAUGCGCCGGUGACGGCGGAGAAUUUGCCGCGGUGGCCGAAGAAUGCCGGGAUAAAGAAGCAGCACAGUGUGGAGUAUUGGUUAAUGGCUUCUCUUUUGUACGAGGGUGGUAGAGAGGAGAGAGAGGUGGUUAGGGUUUUGGAUCCGGAAAGAGCUGAUGCGUUCUUCGUGCCGUUUUUCUCUUCGUUGAGCUUCAAUACGCACGGCCAUAAUAUGACUGAUCCAGAGACUGAGAAAGAUCGCCAGUUGCAGGUUGAUGUAAUAGAAUUCUUGUACAAAUCCAAGUACUGGCAGAGGUCUGGAGGCAGAGACCAUGUGAUUCCUAUGACACAUCCUAAUGCUUUUAGAUUUCUCCGACAACAGUUGAAUGCGUCUAUUCUUAUUGUUGCAGAUUUUGGCCGCUACCCAAAAUCCAUGUCAACUUUGAGGAAAGAUGUGGUGGCCCCUUAUGUACAUGUUGUUGAUUCUUUUACAGAUGAUGAAAUUUCAGAUCCAUUUGAAUCUCGCACAACUCUUCUUUUCUUCCGUGGAAAUACAGUUAGGAAAGAUAAAGGCCAAGUUCGUGCUAAACUGGCAGAGAUAUUAGCUAGUUAUGAUGAUGUUCAUUUUGAGCGAAGCACACCAACAACACUAACAAUAAAAGUGUCAACAAGAGGAAUGCGAUCAUCAAAGUUCUGUCUCCAUCCUGCAGGAGACACUCCAUCUUCUUGCCGGCUUUUUGAUGCUAUUGUAAGCCAUUGUGUUCCUGUCAUUGUGAGUGAUCAAAUUGAACUCCCAUAUGAGGAUGAAAUUGAUUAUAGCCAAUUCUCAAUUUUCUUCUCUGUAAAUGAGGCCAUUCAACCUGGUUACAUGAUUAAUCAACUGCGGCAAUUUCCGAAAGAGAGAUGGGUUAAAAUGUGGAGACAGCUUAGGAACAUCUCUCAUCACUUUGAAUUCCAGUACCCGCCUAAGAAGGAAGACGCGGUUGACAUGCUAUGGAGACAGGUAAAGCAUAAGCUUCCUAGUGUCCAACUAUCUGUACAUAGAAGCAGGAGAUUGAAAGUUCCAGACUGGUGGCAGAGGAGAAGAUAAUUCUGUAGCUUCCUUGUAUUAUAGAGUGCAUUCAUGAUUUUUUUAAUCACUUAUGACAAUAACCCUUUGAGGGAAUAAUUAGAGGUAGUUGCAACACUUCAUCAUCUUUACUUCAUAGUUUGUGUAACAUUUACUCCAGCAGCUAUACAUCAAAGGAUUCUUUACUUGAUUGUGUAAGAGCUGUGCCCUGCAUGCACGACUUUUUUUGUUUUUUUCUUCAUUGUAAUGCUACAGAAUUAAGUUCCCAAGUAUGCAAUGACAUGCAGCUGUGCACAUUUACUUUGAUUUUCAA